AUGUCGACCUUCUUCGGCCUCAAGGCCAAACCCUACCCGUUGGACCCUUCCUUCCGUGGAUCGACCGCGUGGGACACCUUGUCCGCACCCUACCCCGAAUACCCGAAGCAUCACAAGCUCUUCACCAGGCUCGUUUCUCCCGCAACCUUCGACAAGAGCCUCAGUCCAUGGCUGCCGCUUGGUUUCUCCCUCGUCUACUACAUCGUCGCUCAUGCCGCAAACGGAAUCGUCAAGAAGAAUGGCAGCAAAGACUUCACCAAAGGCUCGGGCCUAGCACCCAUGCUGCUCCGAUUCUUGAUCCUCACGCAUAAUGCAGCGCUCGCUGUGUACAGCGGCUGGACGUGGGCGAGGAUGUUCCCCCUCGUCGUCGACUUCUUCCUCCAGGGCUGGAGCGCCGCGGGUUUCCAAGGUGUCAAGUUGGCACUCUGCUCCAUGCCCACCAACUUCCCAGAGCUCGGUGUUUACGCCUACCUCUUCUACCUCAGCAAGUACUACGAGGUCGUCGACUCGGUUAUUCUGCUCCUUAAGGGAAAGCGAGUCUCGAAUUUGCAGUCGUACCACCAUGCCGGUGCCAUCAUCUGCAUGUGGGUCGCAUACCGAUAUCAGAGCCAGCCAGUCUGGGUGUUCUGCGUCUUCAACAGCUUCGUCCACACCUGGAUGUACACCUACUACUUCUGCGCCGCAAUGCGAUGGCCGUUCCCUCGCGCCGUCAAGCGCAAUCUCACCACAAUGCAGAUCGCACAGAUCGCUUCUGGAACAUUCCUCACCAACCUCUACCUCCUCACUAGUUUCAACCCGGCUCAGGUCGUCAAAGGGUACAAGGCUCACAAGGUGUCAUCCUGGUAUCAGUCGAGUGGUGCCGGCGACCAAUCCCUCCUCACUCACGCUCUCGCUCGCGCCGCUUCGUCAGACCCUUCCACUUGCAUGCAGACCACUGGUGCAGAGAUUGCGCUCCACGUCAACACCAUGUACAUGUUCCCGCUCCUCGCCCUCUUCUUCAACUUCUUUAUGCGCUCCUAUCUUCAAAAAGCCCCUCCAUCAAAAGAGCCAGAUGUCAAGAGAGCCGCUGCAGCCAAAUAG
Molecule: messenger RNA, 1080 nt
Organism: Pseudozyma hubeiensis SY62
Lineage: Eukaryota; Fungi; Basidiomycota; Ustilaginomycetes; Ustilaginales; Ustilaginaceae
Product: likely fatty acid elongase
Exons: 2
Coding region: 1-1080 (359 amino acids)
Biological process (GO): fatty acid elongation, polyunsaturated fatty acid; fatty acid elongation, monounsaturated fatty acid; very long-chain fatty acid biosynthetic process
Cellular component (GO): endoplasmic reticulum membrane
Molecular function (GO): fatty acid elongase activity
Source: RefSeq, a predicted model, not a curated record